UUUUAUUUCCUGCUUUGGGUAAACCCUAGGCUAUAGCCUACAAUACGGCGUGAUGUCGGCCUUUGUUUUGCGUUGAGGUUGCAAAACAUUAGGGGAGCAAUUUAUACGUUAAAAAGCGACGUGUUGAGUAGUGGUCAUCUUAAUAGCUAAUUAUAUCUAUUUCAAGGCUUGCUGUUUUUCUCGGUGAAGCUUUUAUUGGUGAAAAUUCGGUGUUAUCGAAACGCGGCCUUUUACUGUCAAAUCACCGUCGGACGGAAAUUAACUAGCCUACUGUAGGCUAUAGGAUACAAAUCUAUAUUCACGAAUAUAACGAAGCCUUAUUCAGGUGUCAGCUGGUCUGUGUGAUUUUUACAAACCCAGUUUUCCAAGUGGAGCGUGGCCUGAACACAUCACAGAGGGACAAUGAGCGAGCUGGAACAGUUACGGCAGGAAGCGGAGCAACUACGCAAUCAAAUCCGGGAUGCUAGGAAAGCCUGUAGUGACUCCACUCUUUCGCAGAUCACAGCUGGUCUGGACUCAGUGGGCCGGAUACAGAUGAGAACGCGACGCACUCUCAGGGGCCACCUCGCAAAGAUCUAUGCAAUGCACUGGGGCACCGACUCCAGGUUACUUGUAAGUGCCUCCCAGGAUGGCAAAUUGAUCAUUUGGGACAGCUACACAACAAACAAGAUGCAUGCCAUCCCGCUGCGCUCCUCCUGGGUGAUGACCUGUGCAUACGCGCCCUCUGGGAACUAUGUGGCGUGCGGAGGCCUGGACAACAUCUGCUCCAUCUACAGCCUGAAGACCCGUGAGGGCAACGUGCGUGUCACCCGCGAGCUGCCCGGACACACAGGCUAUUUGUCUUGCUGUCGUUUCCUGGACGACAACCAGAUUGUGACUAGUUCCGGGGACACCACCUGCGCUUUGUGGGACAUCGAGACUGGCCAGAUGGCCACCAGCUUCACGGGCCACACGGGGGACGUGAUGAGCCUGUCCCUCAGCCCUGACUUCAAGACCUUUGUGUCGGGGGCCUGUGACGCGUCCUCCAAGCUGUGGGAUGUCCGGGACGGCAUGUGCAGGCAGUCCUUCACUGGCCACGUGUCCGACAUCAACGCCGUCUGCUUCUUCCCCAACGGCAACGCCUUUACCACGGGCUCGGACGACGCCACCUGUCGACUGUUCGACCUGCGUGCUGACCAAGAGCUGAUGAUGUACUCGCACGACAACAUCAUCUGCGGCAUCACCUCGGUGGCCUUCUCCAAGAGUGGCCGCCUGCUGCUGGCUGGCUACGACGACUUCAACUGCAACGUGUGGGACACCCUCAAGGCCGAGCGCGCAGGUGUCCUGGCCGGUCACGACAACAGGGUGAGCUGUUUAGGCGUGACAGACGACGGCAUGGCCGUAGCUACGGGCUCAUGGGACAGUUUCCUCCGAAUCUGGAACUAAACCCUCCACAUCACCUCCACCUCCAUCCCCCCUCCACCAACCCACUCACCCACACCACAGGGCUGGACUUGAGGGUGAACACUGUGUCUUCUCCCCCCCCCACCAACAACUCCACAACACAGGCAAAGUCCCCCCUGUCCAACUCAUCCCCUCACCCAACCACCCUCCAACCACCAAGCCACAGCCAGCGCCGCUGUGGGAAAGUAACAACUCUUUCUACCUUUCCAAGUGACGUUUUUUUACCCACCUAUUACACAGAGGUUUUCAAGUACGUACAGUUAGUGUCCAAUAAAAAAGAAAUGAUGAGACGAGAUUUUAAAACAUUUGCAAAAAAAAAAAAAAACUGGCAUCCCCUCUUCUUUUCAGACAGGGGGGGAAUAGAGCGCAUGUUACCGUGGUUACCGCCAAAUUAGAGGACAGUCUGUGUGUAAUAUGUAAAUGUAUAUAUAAAUACAGUAUAUAUGUAUAGCAUUAUGUGUGUAUAUGCAUCAUAUAUCCACAUAUAAUGUGUAUGUAUAUACUUUUGUAGUUUAUUUCCCACCCUUGAGUUUUUUUGUUUAGUUUAUUUUUUUUGCCUUAUGUUUUAUUUGUUUAAUGUAUAUAAUAUUCACAGUACUACACGAUAACACAAUUCCGAUUUUGUCACUUGCCCCAUGUACAACAUAAUGUACAUGUCAGUAUGCAUGUGUGUGUGAGUGUGUGCGUGUGAUGGUCUACCGGCAAAGGUAUACACACGUUCUAUAACUAUAAUACUGUAUAUUCAUAUGUUGAUGAUUGCGGUAACGAUAGGAGUUGUAAUCUGUUGGCAUUCCUCUAAACAAACAUGGCUUUCUUUUCUAAACAGAGCCGUUGUGGUCGUUUGUAGAGACAGCUUCUAGACUACAAAGGUUAGGUUUUAGUCUUGGCGGCGUUUUAGCCCAAUCCCUUUUCUAGAAACGGGUUUAACUAGGUAUUGAUACACAGCUCCCGUAGUUGUUUGGAGGCGCAGUCUCGCUAAGCCCCUCAACAAACUCAAACAGCGUGAAACGACGGCCUAGAGAGACACUCGCAGGGGCCUCGGGCUGUGUUCAAAACCGCUGUUGUAUGGCGAAUAGUAUAACAUCACUCCCACGCCUUGCAAAUAAACAACAGUGUGAUAUGGAAUAAAUAUGUUGCGAUCAUUCACUAAUAGAGACUUUACUGCAUAUACCCCAAAGCCUUUACGCAGGGCCCCAAACUGACAGGGGGGGGGGGGGGGGGGCUACUGGGAUCCUGGAGCUACUGGGAGCUAGCUCAAGCCUGUAUCGUAAGACUAAAUAAGUACUGAGAACCAGAAAUGCUGGCAGUCUAUACAAUCUCUACCAUAGGCUGGUCAGUAGAAGCAUUGUGAAAAGAUGUGAAAAGGAAAGACUGCUCACUAUAUGAGCAGUGAGUGACUCAUAAUUCCUUCCCUAUGAGUGGACAUGAGGGAAGAUGCCUGUAAUUGCUAUGUCCUCUUCAAAUCUAGGGAUUUAAAAAAAAAUCUUGAUGACCAUCAAUAGGGUGGUUUAGUUGAGUGUGGAAUGUAACGCUCUUGGUUCAGAAAUCUCGUCAGCCACUCAAAAUCACACUAGUGCCACCACGAGCCUGUAAAAAAAAGAAAUGCUUGAAAAAAAAAUUGUCUGUAUUUAACACGUAACGUUUCUUCUCACCAAAACAAAUGUUAUGAACAGUUUUAAGUAUUGCUAGCAAAGAAAGUAUACUUGGUAGAGAGCUAGAUAAUGCACACAUACACAACAAACUGUAGUUCAAAUGUAAGCAAAGAGCACAUGCAACAUACUCACCAAUAGAGGAAAGGGGGUAUCUCUCACAAUACUUUGUUAGUUUGUGCAUAAGUCAUUUUCCGUUUACCUCGCAAGAUAACUUUGUUUGGGAGGCAACGCUUCAAUAAGGGUGCCUAUUUUUGAGUUAUACACCCUAACAUCCUAAAAUAUCUAGAUAACAGUACAUGGAUUGGAUCCAUGUGGAAUGGAUCAGAAUGGUCUGUGGCUUGAGAUCAGUUAAAUCUCCAUUCUGCCUUACUGUAGAUGCUACGAAGCCAAUCCCAUUGCCAACAUUGACCGGAACUGGUCAGGAACUCAAAUGUUGGGCCUGCUUGUUCAAUACUUUGGCUUUUUAUCUCCACCUGUAGGCAGUUCACUUGACCUCAAUUACCCAGUCGCCUAAUGAGGCUCCACUAUUUCAAGUGGGCCCAAGAGAAUGUGAAAGUAAUUGUCCAGUGAAAAUCUUAUUUUUAAAAGUUAAUAUUCUGUCAACUCAUACCCAAAUCAUGUUAUUGACUCAUCCUAUACUCAUAUUUGUGGCCAAAGCUUAACUUGGGGACAAAACACUUAAAAAAAAGAAUAAUAAUAAUUUCCUCAUAGAGGAUGAGCCGGCCAAUCAGCGGGCUAAUCUUUUUAAUGACCGGUCAAUGCCCACACAGUUCUGUUGUUGGGGUAUGCCCACACCAUUCCAACACAGAAAAGCUGCUUUUUUAACAUACAAUAAAACAAGUGAUUAUAGGUCAGAUUUCUAUGAAAUAUUCAUAGAAAUCUGGAAACACUGGACAGUUACUUUAAAAGAUAAUUGUCUCCUUUUCAAAUAUUGGCACUGGGUAAAGAAUGAGGCAGACAAUAACCUGCUAUAACAAAGUCAAAUGAUUUGCUGAAAUCAAGCAAUUGUGAAGCACAGAGACUCAUCAGUACUAUAGUAAACACUAAAAGCCAAGCUUACAGAUGACCACAACCGAAGACCUGCAAACAGCAUGCAUCUUCCAAUAGCUUCUCGAAAGUGCUGUACAUUAUUUUAUACAAUUCUGCUUUCUGUCGUACAAUUUGUUGUAUUUAUUGAUUACAAAGAAAACCCUUUGAUCAUUUUGUGAUUUAUAGUAGCCGUUUAUUUGGUUGUACGUUUUUAGCUGUUUUACCUGGCUUUGCAUUAAUUAAUUUGAGAAUAAAUGUAAAAGAAAUGGCUGGCGGUUUAUUAAGCCCCAAAAAACACAUCCUUGACCUGACUUGGAUGUAAAAUGUAUUCCAUAUCAGUGUUGAAAUUCUCACUGAUCUGUGUGGGUAACAUACAUGCCGGUAAUAAGUGUUACUUUUCGCAUUUGUGCCAAUGUUACCCACUGACCCUGAGCUGUGAACUGAAAACAUGUCAUAAUUGACAACUCAUUGUGUUUCUUCGCUUGCUUACAGAAAGUGCCAGCUUUUUCCCCCUGAAUCAAAAUCUAAUCCGUGUCAUUUUUUUUACACUUGGCCUGUAACAAGGUCCUCUGUUGACUUCAUAAGGUGCCCAAUAAAAGAGAAGUGUCCAGAAUUUAUGGAUAUUCCUUCAAUGUUAUUGAAUCACUUUCUGUUUUGCUUUAAUUUCCCCAUAUGAAAUUAAUCUACCCAUUGUGAAUGAUGAGGAUCCAAUGAGAGAAAUGUAGCCCUUUUAAGACAGGAAAUACAGAUGGCAGAUAAAAUGGCAGGAUGAAGUUUGGUCAUUUUACAUCAACAUGGCUGCCAGGGAACCUUACCCAAACUCCUGAAAGCAACUUUGAAGUUGGUUGUGUUGAUUCUUCAGCUCAGACAUCAUCUGUGACAAUACAGCACCACAGCCCUUACUAGCCAAAAAAAAGUAUAUUCUAUAACACAAAGAACACCCCAGAGGCUUGACCACAGUGCUCAAUAAGAUGCAACAGUAUUAUUACUAAAAUAGUUACCGCAUUAACAUGUGCCUGUGCAGUCCCAAUGAUCAGGUUAGUUUGCUGGGACCAAUGGUUUCUAGGCAUCAAUAGUCAAAGGUGCUCAAUCUCCCUGUAUUUGACCAUGUCAUUGUAUUUCCUUUGUCACCUUUAGUUGUAUUCAUCAUAUGAAACAACUAUGUCAUAAGAGCAGUCGUGACAGCAUGUGCUCUACUGGAUGGGAUGCCGAGACCCAGUCUGCAACGAACACAGCGCGUGUUGGUUUUCAAGUCUCCUUGACAUACAUAGCCAAAGUAAUUGAAAAGCCUGAGCUUGUACUUGCCUGGAUUUACAGGUCUAAGGGAAAAGUAAGUAAGUAAAUCAGCAUGCGUUGCGUUUACAUGUGAACUGUUUACUCGUGGACUGAGGUGGAAUAUUAUCCAUGCAUUGAAGCAGUGUUUUAGAGGGGUUCUUUUAAAAAUCGUAAAACGGGGUAGCGCAUAUCGAGAGAAACAAACACACGAAAAUCAAACAUUGAAGUUGUGCCCCAGCUGUCCUUUUGAUAAUUAGCGUUACAUUUUGCGAUCACCACAAACACAAAUUAAUGCACUGCCUUUUGGCUCUGAUGUAUUCUGACAGUCUUAUUUAUUUUUUGUGUUUUAAAGCUAGUGAAAACCAGGGACAUGGUGCCAUGAUUUCUCUUACAGUGCUAUUGUGUGAAAUUAUAAUCACUUGUUAUGGAAUAAUUUUUUUAUAGUCUUUUUCACACCAAUUCUUUUUGUGUAUUUGUACAGUGGCUUGGUGAUACUGAUAUGUUGCCAUGAGUUGAUAUUGUAACCAAUAAAAAAAGCUUUAACCAAG
This is a messenger RNA of Oncorhynchus kisutch (coho salmon), 5947 nucleotides long. Its product is annotated as guanine nucleotide-binding protein subunit beta-4. Bases 403 to 1425 code for a protein of 340 amino acids. NCBI's taxonomy places the organism in Eukaryota, Metazoa, Chordata, Actinopteri, Salmoniformes, Salmonidae. Gene Ontology annotation, biological process: signal transduction. Gene Ontology annotation, molecular function: protein binding. The record is from RefSeq and is a predicted model, not a curated record. The transcript has 10 exons.